AUCUUCAAAUGUGUAAACUAUUACAGUCAUAUAAGCCUCGAUUUUUCAUGUCACUUCACAUUUCUCCGUAACAGAUUAAGCGAAAUGGAUUUCCCAUUCGUUUUCCAAAAUUCGAUGUGUUAACACCUUUGAAAAUAGUUUUUGUCCAACAUUUUCCGGUACCUAUUUUGUUGUUUCUGAGUUCCUAUUUCUGUAAAUAGGCUGAAUUCCAUUUAGUUGGCCUUUUAGAAGGAAAUUAGGAUACCCUAAACGCUUUUCCCAAGGCAAAAUAAAAUCAUCAUGUGCUGCGGACCCUGUGGACCCCGAUGCUGCGAUCCGUGUGGCGGCUGCUACAACUGCUGCGUGGAACUCUGCUGUGUGCCCUGCACCCCAGCUUACAUCCAAUGCACCUUUAUGCCGUGCGGCCCCAGGGGAUGUUGCUGAAAUAGGGAGGAGUCGGUGCCGAAACACGUCCAACAAUAGUACUUAAAACCCUAAUGUCUUAAUAAACGAAUAUAAUAAAUGUAA
Molecule: messenger RNA, 507 nt
Organism: Drosophila erecta
Lineage: Eukaryota; Metazoa; Arthropoda; Insecta; Diptera; Drosophilidae
Product: male-specific sperm protein Mst84Dd
Exons: 3
Coding region: 280-423 (47 amino acids)
Source: RefSeq, a predicted model, not a curated record